AUGCAAAUCUUUGUAAAAACUCUUACUGGUAAAACAAUUACACUCGAAGUCGAACCAAGCGACACCAUUGAUAACGUCAAAGCUAAAAUUCAAGACAAAGAAGGUAUUCCACCUGAUCAACAACGCCUCAUCUUUGCUGGUAAACAACUUGAAGAUGGUCGCACAUUAAGUGAUUACAAUAUUCAAAAAGAAAGCACCCUUCACCUUGUACUUCGUUUACGUGGUGGUAUGCAAAUAUUCGUAAAAACUCUUACUGGUAAAACAAUUACACUUGAAGUCGAACCAAGUGAUACCAUCGAAAAUGUUAAAGCAAAAAUCCAAGACAAAGAAGGUAUUCCGCCUGAUCAACAACGUCUCAUUUUUGCCGGCAAACAACUUGAAGAUGGUCGCACGUUAAGUGAUUAUAACAUUCAAAAAGAAAGUACACUCCAUCUCGUACUUCGCUUACGUGGUGGUGAUGACUAA
Rotaria sp. Silwood2 is the source of this 465-nucleotide messenger RNA. The record is from the annotation of a GenBank genome assembly. NCBI's taxonomy places the organism in Eukaryota, Metazoa, Rotifera, Eurotatoria, Philodinida, Philodinidae.